Molecule: messenger RNA, 385 nt
Organism: Pipistrellus kuhlii (Kuhl's pipistrelle)
Lineage: Eukaryota; Metazoa; Chordata; Mammalia; Chiroptera; Vespertilionidae
Product: 40S ribosomal protein S28-like
Exons: 1
Coding region: 158-367 (69 amino acids)
Biological process (GO): ribosomal small subunit assembly; maturation of SSU-rRNA; translation
Cellular component (GO): ribosome; cytosolic small ribosomal subunit
Molecular function (GO): structural constituent of ribosome
Source: RefSeq, a predicted model, not a curated record
GCCAGGCAUUGGCAGUGUAACCAUAUCUUUCUGAGGUUGGUAAAAACAAAAUUGGCAACUUGAAAUUAAAUCAUGCCAUGGUUUUGAAACACUUGUCUUAAGGUAUCAAUGAAACACUUCAAAGUACUGCUUUUUCCACCCGACUGUUGCUGCCAUCAUGGACACGAGUCGCGUGCAGCCUAUCAAGCUGGCCAGGGUGACCAAGGUGCUGGGCAGGACCGGCUCCCGGGGACAGUGCACGCAGGUCUGCGUGGAGUUCAUGGACAACAUGAGCCACUCCAUCAUCCGCAACGUGAAAGGCCCUGUGCGCAAGGGCGACGUGCUCACCCUAUUGGAGUCCGAGCGAGAGGCCUGGAGGCUGAGCUGAACUUGUGUCUGUUCCUGG